AUGGAUAGUUAUCCGUCAGAAUAUACAGAAAAUCUUAAAUUUAAGCACCUCCCUAUAUCAAAGAUCGUUAAACCAAAUGUCUCACAAUUCAAUAUAAUUCAAUCAUUAGCAAUCUCCGAUACAUAUGGUUGCACAUUUAUAAUAAAUUUGAAUGAAUUAAUAGUUUAUGAGACAAAUGAUUUAGUCCUCAUGCAACCUGGUAUUCCCAAAGAAGAAUUAAAAAUUUCGAAUUCAUUGCACAUUCUUAUUGAUCUAAGUUUUGAUAUUAUUCCAGAAUCUACUACUGAAGCUGUUCACAUAACGAUCAAUAGCAAUAAUACAAUUUUGGCUAUUAGUGUUAUCCGAAAAAUUCAAACUUCUAUUAAUUUGCACAUACUUUAUUAUGAUCUCAAAGAAAUAUGUUGCAAAUUCCUUAACCAAAAUAAUACUGUAUACCAGAUCAUUAAAGCCAUUAAAAAAUUUGACAUUCAAGGUAAUAAUAUUUAUUUAUUAGACCUCUUAUGGAAUCCUGUAGAUCCAUUUUAUUUGAUAUUUGUGACAUCAGAUGGGAAUUUGAUAUACAAUAAUAUUAUAGUAUUUGAAAAUAAGUCUAACCAUAUAGUAGAAAAUUUUACUUGCAACAAUUCUAAUAAUUGCACAUCUAUUUGCUGGAGUCCUAAAGGUAAACAGUUUAUUGUUGGGUCUAAGGAUGGAUCUAUCCUUCAAAUGAAAUUGGUUAAAGAAAAUUGUGGACUAAAUUUUCAAGUUAUUAGAUUCAUAACAUCACCUUCUCCAAACCUUUCCGCUAUCAAAUUAUUAUGGCUCUCAACAUACAAUAUAUUAUCUUGCUACCAAAAAGAAUCAACAAGUGAUAAUAAAGAAUAUAUUUUUGCCAAUAUUCAAAUCAGUAAAAACAAUCUUUCCCAAGAUCAAAUAAAAUUGUAUCAAGAUCCAUUUUUUGACACAAAAUCUGAAACUAACAUCAAAUUUCAAAGAUUAUUAUGGUUUAUAAGAAUUCCAUCAUGGAAUGACAUGAUAUUAGCUGUUUCUAACACUGAUAACACAAUAUUGACCUUUAUCAAAGAUGUACAAUGUGAAGGACUAACUUUAUUAGAAGUGGAAGAUAUCUUCAAUGCUGUCCUGCCUGUGUGUGACAUUGGUGGUUCCCAUAAUGUGGAUGUAUAUGCCACAGGUAUUGCUUUAGCCCUCACCAUCCAUUGUGAUAUUUUGUUUCCUCAUUCUAUUAGUUACCCUCCUGGUCCUAUCCUUUUUGUAAUGACUGACGCUGGCUACUUAGUCCCUUUUAGUAUUGUAGCCAUAUGGGAAGGAUUAACUAGUAUCAAUAUUCCUCAGGAAAUCCUAAAAAACAACAUACCCAAGCUAGAUGACCACAAAUCUUUACAAGACUUGACAACAUUAGACUUCAGGAAAGAUAUUUUUUUUGAAGAUGGUAAGUUGCUAGAUAAUUAUAAUAUAAAGCAAUCUACUCCACAAGAUAUCAUGCUAAAAAAUAUUUCUGAACCUUCUCAUGGUAAUCAAGAUAAACCGGAUAUCAAAAGCAAUCUUAAUGAGGAAUUGUUUUCUUUAUCUUUGUCCCCACCUUCUGAGACUUUACAUGAUACAACAUUUGAUUUGAUAUCUCACAAAUCUAAAAACAUAAUUCAACCAUUGACAGAUCAGCCUCAUGACCAUGCCAUUAAUAAUUUUAAGUCUGCUAUUUAUCACCAUAAUGAUUCUUCAUCACCUGCAGAACUACAAAUAGAAAAAUGCCAAUUACAUGAUCAGCUUAACACCUUGAAAGAAAAAUUAGAGUCUAUAUCCUCAAACAAAUUAAACAAUGUAGAUGGCACUAUUAUAAGAUUUUCAACACUAGGAAUGAAAGAAUAUUUAGGAAACAAUAAUGUCUGGGAAGCUGAAUGGAGGCACAUAUUGAUGGAAUUCAAUUUUGAGAUAAAGAAAUUUAAUCAACAUAUUGAUGAAUAUGGCAGAUGUAGACUGCUAGACUUGCUUGCCCAACUAGAGGAGUUAGGGAAAGUUUUUGAGACGGUAGCUAAAGCUGAGAAAGUUAAAAACCAGUCUGAUACUGCUAAUGUUUUUUACACUAAAUCUGAUUGCCAAUGCAUAAAUUUGGCAAAGUCCUACAUUUCAAAUUUAGAACAACGAUAUGCUGCUAUACUGGACAAAGCUGUACAAAUACGUAACAAAAUAACAAUGAAACUCAGAGAGACUGAUUUUGAAAAUAACGAACUUAUGUGUCGCCUCAAAAUAUCUCAGCAAUCUGCAACUUAUAAAUGCCUCUUAAACCACGACAGACUUAUACGAAAUGCCUCUUUAGCGUUGGAAAUUUUGGAACAGUUGAUCUCAACUUCCCCAUUUUUAUUUCAGAUUAAAUCUGUACGACCAUCUGCUAAACCUCAUUUCACCCAGCAUCUCCAGCCAUUAGGUCUUAGCUGUAUGGACAAAAUUUUAGGGCGUGUUUUUACUGAAUCAGCAGACAUAAAAUCCUCAAAUUCCUACAAAUCACAGGUUGUAUUUAGGUCAUUAAAGAAGGCCAAAAAGGAAAAUAGUAAAUAUGGGACUCAAUGGGCCAAGGUAAUGGCUGGUUCCACUAUAUCAAAUAUACAAUCAAUGAUCCUUAAAGAAGAACAAGGAAAAAAUAGUGAAUUAGUCAAAAGUGGAGACAAGAUACUUAACGACAAUAAAUUAUCAGUCUCUUCUUUUUUGCAACCUGCAUUAAGUGAUCCAUCUCUGUUUUUUAAACCACAAGAGGAAAUUUUAGUUGUCAAAUGUGCAUCUAUAGCCCCAUCCCCUUCCGAGUCUUAUAUUGCUCCAUUGGAAAAAUUUACACUUAAAAAAUUUAGCCCUGAUACAGCUCCACUCAUCCAACAAUCUCAUGAUGUCUCUAAUUUAUUUAAUAUUGAGGACCAAUCUAAUUUAUCUUCUAUAAUAUCUGCGACCAAGGAACUAGUAUUCCCCCCAAAAUUAACUAACACCAUUGAUGAAAGUCUUAAGGUGAAAGGUUCAAACGAGCUCAUCAUUCCUACUCUUUCCUCUCUAACCCAACCUUUCACAUUUACAAAUUCACAAACGACUGCAAUUACAAAUACUACUAAAAAAAUCGAAAAUACCUCCAAAUGCGAACCAAGAUUACUAUUUAAUUUGUCUCUUAACACCGAAAAUAUAAGCAAUAAUUCAGAUGAUCAAUCAAAAUAUUUGUUUCAUAUGCAAGAAACCGAAUUACCACUGACAUUAAGCCAUCCUCCUCACAAGUCCUCCACCGAAUCUAGCCAGUCGCCUCUAGAUAUGAGCUGCACUCCUAUUACGACGGCAAAGGAUGAACAGCCCAAAUUACCCACUUUGGGUUUAACUGAGCUCUCAGCUGCCAACCCAUUCACUUUUAAUGAUACCAUUAAUUCUAUUUUCGGUGCCGCUCCAGGGUUUUCCCGUCCAUCACUUUUCCCCGCCUCUUUUUUAAGUGUGACGACUAAUUACUUAACUAAUAGUGCUACUCUAACUUUAGCAGUCACUAAAACUCAACCUCCCAUGUUUUCUAACCUGUUUAAUCAGUCAGCGCCUAUAUUCGGUGGUGGAGCCACUUUUGGAUCCGGUCUUAAUUCUCUGAGCCCUAUUGGGUCGGUGUUAAAUCCAGAUGCUUUCAAUGGCCCAAGCAGCGAAUCUAGUCUUGGAACAUUUACUAGUUUUAAACCUUCCUUAUCUUCUUACGCCUUUGGCUCCGUUUCGCCUCCGCAGCACAUAUUCGGAUCAUCUACACCUUCGACCAUCUUUGGAUCUCCUGACUUUAGCUCAAAUUCAAAUGAGGUUGGUACAGGCUUUGCAGCCCUAGCACAGCUCGCUUCCGGUCCUUCUGACUCUGGUUUCAACGUCGGCGCCCAAAGCUUUUUCUUUUCUUCUUCUCAGUCUCCACUCUCUACCAAUACUUUUGGCUUUGGAGCAAUAUCCGGGUUCGGUAGCCCACAAAUGCAACAACCCACUUUUGGGAACCAAAAUAUUGCUUCGGCACCGGUCAAAGAUUCCUUUAUGACUUAUCGAUGA
Molecule: messenger RNA, 4032 nt
Organism: Gordionus sp. m RMFG-2023
Lineage: Eukaryota; Metazoa; Nematomorpha; Gordioida; Chordodea; Parachordodidae
Product: nuclear pore complex protein Nup214-like
Exons: 1
Coding region: 1-4032 (1343 amino acids)
Molecular function (GO): protein binding
Source: RefSeq, a predicted model, not a curated record